GCUGUGUGGACUGGGAUGAGACAUUGGAUUUUUUUCUUCUUUUGUUUCCUUAUUUGUCCAUAGUGUUGGAAGGGAAAAGCUCUAUUGCUUUCCUUUACACAUAGCACCUCUGAAUACUUCUGGCACUUCUGGUCACCAAAUGUGUGGUAGUUUGUCCCACACCAGGCAAUUCCCCAGCACCAUCUAAGUGUCCUACAUUGCAACUCAACCCUGAUAUUACCUCCCUGGAGAUAGCCUUAGUCCUACAAGAUGGCCCCCACUUCAGAUGCCAGUCACAAGUCCAGCUUGUUGCCUCUCUUUCUGAUUGGUUGUAAGUCAGAGAUUCCCACAGCCCCUUCCUUGGGUUCAAUUCAUUUGCAAGAGCAGCUCAUAGAAAUCAGAGCAACAGUUUACUUACUAAAUCACUACUUUAUUAUAAAAGGAUAGAAGUUGGGAACAGCCAGAUGGAAGAGGGAGGGGCACAGGGCAAGGUGUGGCGAAAGGAUGGAGAGCUCAUGCCCUCUCACCACACACCACUCUACCCCAAUCUCUGUGUGUUCAUUCCAAAAGCUCUCUGAACCCCAUCCUGUUGAGUUUUUAUGCAGGCUUCAUUACAUAGGCAUGAUUGAUCAAACCACUGGCUAUUUAUGACUGAAUGCAACCUCCAGCCCCUCCCACUUCCCUGGGGGUCAGGUGUGGGGCUGAAAGUUCUAACCCUCUAAUCACAUGGUUGGGUGUCCAGGCAACCAGCCCCCAUUCUGAAGGGCAUUCUAGGAGUCACCUCAUUAACAUAAACUCAGGUUUGGUUGCCAGGGAUGGGGUGAAGACCAAAUAUAUAUUUAUUAUAAAUCACAGUAUCACAGGUGUCAAAUAAUACUGUGUGCUGUCCUUACAGCAUGAAGUGUUGACAAGAUAAAGCAGAACUUUAUAUCUUCAACUGUGGAGCAGUUGAAGUUUCAAGAUUUGAAAGCUCAGUGCAGACAUAAGGUAUAUCUAGACCCCUGAGGUUGGCAGAACAGAUAGGAUGCCACCAGCCUUGGGAAGAUCUGACCGGGGUGGGAGCCAUUACAUGACCAGCAGUCAUUUGCAGAUGUAUCUUAUGUCAGGCAGUAGUGUUGUGCUGUGCUGACAUGCCUGUCAUGGGAAUGGGGCUGGAGGGACAAAGAUAGAAUUUCCAAAUGGAAGGGACAUCCUGAGGAGGAAUGCCCCCUGGCUUUGGUAAUGGUCAGGAGGUGGAGGGAGGGUUUGGAAAGAGGUCCACUCAGGGGCAUGUAGGUUGUGGGUUGAGGGUCAGAAGAUGAUGAUGGACAUUCUCAGUGCCUGUUCCAUUGGACUUCAGGCUGUGAAUGACAGCCACUUGAUGUGCUUCAGACCCAUCUUGGCUACCUGUGCUUCCUCACGUGCUGUCCCGCCAAAGUAUGUGAGUGGCUCUAAAUGGUAUGGUCGCUGGAGCUGCCCUGAGCCUGAGCCAUGUGGCUCUGCAACAGGAGCCAAAUGUUUACCAGAACAGCAGGCGAGGGCCACUGGGAGAGGCCAGCUCCGCCGCUCUGCAUCUCUGGAAAGUGUGGAGGGAAUUCUGGCCAGAGUGUACUUCUUCAGACAUUGGGGCAGUGGAGAAUUUGUGCUGAAAUCACCUGCUUUUCACCUGCUUAUCACCACCAACUUUCCUCCCACCACUAGUCUCAAGUCAGAUGAAGAAGCUGAAAGUGCUAAAGAACCUCAGAAUGAGUUGUUUGAAGCACAAGGCCAGCUGCCAGCUUGGGGUUCUGAGGUCUUCAGAUGCCUCCAGAAGCCCUGCAGCCUCUCCUUGGACACCCCUGAGAGCCGGGUUCGUGGCAUCUGGGAAAAGCUAGGUGUUGGCAGUAACGGCCACCUCAGCGAGCAGGAGCUGGCUGUGGUCUGCCAAAGCAUCGGGCUCCAGGCACUGGAGAAGGAGGAACUGGAGGACCUGUUUAACAAACUGGAUCAAGAUGGAGACGGCAGAGUGAGUCUUGAGGAAUUCCAGCUUGGCCUAUUCAAUCACGGGCCCACUUCACUUCCAGAGUCUUCCACUGCCAUCAAACCGAGCAUGUCCUGGUCUCAUCACCAGGUCCUGGAGGAGGGCAGCUGCCAGACUGCCACAACAUCAUCCCUGGUAUCCGUGUGCUCAGGCCUGCGCCUCUUGUGCAGUAUUGAUGAUGGCACCGGCUUUGCCUUUCCUGAGCAGCUCAUCACCCUGUGGGCCCAGGAGGGGAUUCGGAACAGCAGAGAAAUCUUGCAGAGUCUUGGCUUCAGUGUGGACGAGAAGGUGAAUCUUUUGGAGCUGACCUGGGCCCUUGAGAAUGAGCUCAUGAUGGUCGGUGGUGCCACUCAACAGGCAGCCUUGGCCUGCUACCGCCAGGAGCUGAGCUUCCGCCAGGGACAAGUGGAGCAGAUGGCAAGGGAGCGAGACAAGGCGAGGCAGGACCUGGAGAAAGCUGAGAAGAGGAACCUGGAGUUUGUGCAAGAGAUGGAUGACUGUCACUCUGCCCUAGAGCAUCUCACGGAGAAGAAGAUCCAACACCUGGAGCAGGGGUACCGGGAAAGGCUGAGCCUCCUGCGGUCUGAGGUGGAGAGGGAACGUGAGCUGCUCUGGGAGCAGACCUGCAGGCAGACAGCUGUGCUGGAGAAGGACCUGGAACGUCUGCGGGGCGAGGAGGCCAACCUACGUGGGAAGCUGACUCUGGCGCUGAAGGAAAACAGUCGAUUACAGAAGGAGAUUAUUGAAGUUGUGGAAAAGCUUUCGGAAUCAGAGAAGCUGGUCUUGAAAUUGCAGAAUGACCUGGAAUUUGUGUUGAAGGACAAGCUGGAGCCACAGAGUAUAGAGCUCCUGGCCCAGGAGGAGCGGUUUGUAGAGGUCCUAAAGGAGUACGAGCUCAAGUGCCGGGACCUGCAGGACCACAACGACGAGCUGCAAACUGCACUGGAAGGUCUGCGGGCACAGCUGCCUCCGAGUUGGCGUGGCCGUCCCCAUGCACAGCCAGAGGAACGGCUGCUCUCUGAACAUGGCCCAACAGGCAUCACUUCAUUUGUGGGUGAUUGCAUUCCAGUGAGUUUAGAAACCGAGAUAAUGAUGGAGCAGGUGAAGGAACACUACCAAGACCUCAAGAUCCAGCUGGAGACCAAGGUAAAUUCCUAUGAAAGGGAAAUGGAGGUGAUGAGAAGGGACUUUGCAAAGGAGAGGGAGGAAAUGCAGCAGGCCUUCAGGCUUGAGGUCCGUGUGUUGGAGUGCAGGAGGGCCGACCUGGAGGUGCUGCUCAUGAAGUCUCAGGAGCUCAUCCGAGGCCUGCAGGACCAGCUCCAGCAGGCUUCCCACAGCCCCUUGACAGAGAGGGCAGUGUUGGGACAGUGCUGUGCACAGGCGCUAUCUGGCCCAGCCCAGCGGCUGGCCCAGGAACAGGACCCACUGAAGCAGGAGCAGCGCCAGAGACAUCGGAAGGAGCUUCAGCGAGUCAGGAUGUUGUAUUAUAUAACACAUGAGGAGAUGGAUAAAAGGAAAGAGGCAGAAGUUGAGUUGAACCACAAGCUCUCAAGGACGGAAGCCUUACAGCAGACUGCCCACUGUAAGGACUUAGCGCUGCAGCCUCAGCAGGAGAAGGAAGAGCAGAAACACCUGCUGCAAGUCCAUGAGGUGAUAGAGCAGCAUGAUCUGGAGAAGGAGUGGAGGGAGGGCAAAGGGAAGGAGAUCCUCCCACUCUGUGGAAGGCAGCAGCUAAAGCUGCAGGAGCUGACAGGUGAGGAGCAGAUGCAACCAUGCAGGUCCUCUGCCCUGGAGAAGGAAAGACUGGAGCUUGCUUGUAGGAAUCAAAUGGGAAAGCUUAUGCAGGAAGAAGACAUGCUGCAGGCCUGCUUGAAGGAUGGGCCAGCAGUGGCAGGUGGUGACCAAGAAGGUAUGGGUGGCCCCAUGCCCCUCUGUGCAGGCAGGAGGGAGCAGUCACUGGUGUGGCAGGAACCUGGUGCUGGGCAUGGCCAUGGGCAAGCCAGGCACAGGGAUGUGCCAGGCCGGUACUUGUGCCAUAUGGACCCCAGGCAGAGCCCAGCCCUAGACCCUGCCUUGGCCUGCAGAGGGUCCUUGGAGAACCUUGGCCUCAGAGAGGAUGGUCAGGGUGUACUUGACCUUGAGGAAGUAGCUUCUGCCCCCCCAGGGAGGUGGUUACAGGUGCAUCAAUGUGGGGUGGACAAGAAAGCAGUCCUAGAGCUGGUACCUCCUGCCAUUGGCCCAUCUGGUCUGAAUCAGCCUGAAGCCCAGGAGCUGCUCUGGAAAACAGAGGGAGAUGCCUCACCAGCUCAGCCCCCAACAUCAGGCAGAGGAGAGACUGAGAGGCAGCCAGCCAUUCUUGAGCGAGCUGGGAACCUGAGUGGGGGGCUGGCCCCCAUGGGGAGCCAAGGGCAGGCCUUGGAGGAACAGGCCUGGUGUGGGAACAGCACCCUGGAGCAAGGGCUGCAGCACAGCAGUGACAAGGCCAAGGAGGGCACCUUGUUCUCCCACCUGCACCUUGCUGACCCCCAGGGAGCCAGGCAGGAACAGCUUGAGGUCCUGCGGGAGGAAGAGGCCAACAUGGCUCUGGAGCAAGAGAAGGAUGGCAUGAAAACCAAACUGCUACAGCUGGAGUAUGUCGUUUGGGCUCUUGAGAAAGAAGCAGAUGCAAGAGAGAACAACAGAAUCAAGUUGGAUAGGCUUUCUGAAGAAAAUACAUUGUUGAAAAAUGAGCUGGGAAGGAUUCAGCAAGAGCUUGAAGCUGCAGAAAAGACAAAUGAUGCACAGAGGAAGGAAAUCGAGAUUUUAAAGAGAGACAAGGAAAAGGCCUGCUCUGAAAUGGAGGAACUCAACAAACAGAGUCAGAAAUGCAAGGAUGAAGUGUCCCAGCUCAAUCACAAGAUCCUUCAGCUAGGAGAGGAGGCCUCUGUCCACCAGGCCCAAGACGAGAAGAAUCUCAUCAACAUUCAGCUGUUAACACAGAGACUGGAGGAGGCCGGGCACCAGGAGGAGCUGCAGAGUGAGCUAAUCCAAAAACUUGAACUUGAACUUGAACACAUGAAUCAGGAAUGUCAGAGCCUGAGACUGUCACAGUCACAGCUGAGAGAGACCCUUGAAGAAAGUCAAAAUCAGCUGCAUGGAGCCAACCUGAGGCUAAGGCUGGCACAGUCCCAGCACUCGGAGGAGGUCCACCAGCUGCAGGAGCAGAUGCAGUGGCUGGUGCCUCAGGACCACAUGACCGAGCUGCAGCAGCUACUGGAAGAGGAGCGGCAGGCCACUCAGCAGCUCCGUGAUGAGUGCAUUCUCCAGAAGGAGAAGGGGAGGCGGCUGGAAACACAGUGGGAAGAACAUGAAAAGGAGCUGAAAGACAGUGAGGAGCGGGUGGAAGAGGUGGGAAGGGCUCUGAAGAACGUGGACAUGCUCCUCCAAGAGAAAGUAGCUGAGCUGAAAGAGCAGUUUGAAAAGAACACAAAAUCUCAUUUGCUGCUCAAGGAUCUCUAUGUGGAAAAUGCUCACCUGACAAAGGCACUUCAGGUCACCGAAGAGAAACUACGAGAUGCUGAGAAGAAAAACUGCAUCCUGGAAGAAAAAGUUAGAGCUCUCAACAGACUCAUCAGUAAGAUCGCUUCAGCUUCCCUCUCUGUGUGAAGGUUGCUUGUUUUCCUGGAAUUCAUUUUGAAAGAAUAUCUUUUAAAAUUAAGCCACCAUGAUGUCAUAAUAUCCUAACGUUCAUUGGUUGUGCACCCUUGGACAUAGAUUUCUGAUUUCUUGUUCACCUUACACGUGUUUAAAAAUGUCUACUGUGCCAGCUGCUCAGGAAAUAGACAUGCUGGAAAAGACUACAUUUUUAUUAGUAGUCCUGGGUAAUUUCUCUGGUAAAAUUCUCAGUUUUGCUACUCAGUGGUGAAACAAUUAUGGGUAGCUUUCAGUGAAGUAAGACUAAAAGAAAAAUGGUAAAAUCAAUCAAUUUCAAUGUUGUACUUUUGACCUUGGCUACAGAGAGUAAAAUGAAAAAUAAGGGCUCUGGACAGUUUCAUCUUUUCACUGUUAUUGCUUUGGGUUUAGAUCAUUAGCAUUCUCAAGCUGUGUCUGUACAAACAUUCUAGAAAGACUUCUUGCUGAGACAGUCAACCCUGCAAUCAAAGACAAUGGAGGGGAAGCCCCUCUUCAGGGACUGCUCUACCACAGGAAGAUGUUUGGAGAGCGCUUAUUUUAGGUCUGUGGUCUCAGGGAUGAUGGUAUUGCGAAUGCAAUCUUUCCCUCAUUGAAAUGUCAUCACACUGGAAAUUGUAUUAUAUGUAAAGAAAAAAGAAAAGUCUAGUUUUAUAUCCAAAAUAUACAUAAGUUAUGGUUAUUUGGUUUAUGAGAAUAAACUACUGUACAAUGAAGAAUCACUGUAUUUACAAAAACUUUUCUAUUAAAAUUGUUUUAACUUCUAA
Messenger RNA from Felis catus (domestic cat), 6414 nucleotides. RefSeq names its product ninein like (gene NINL). Lineage: Eukaryota; Metazoa; Chordata; Mammalia; Carnivora; Felidae. Gene Ontology annotation, biological process: microtubule anchoring at centrosome. The transcript has 24 exons. Gene Ontology annotation, molecular function: calcium ion binding. The record is from RefSeq and is a predicted model, not a curated record. The coding region runs from base 1277 to 5623 and encodes 1448 amino acids. Gene Ontology annotation, cellular component: centrosome.